GCCCCCCAGGGGGUUGGCGGCUUCCCCUCCCACCCGGAGCGGAUGUGCCCCUGAACGCACCCGGGGCCUGACGGAGCAUGUUCAACCCCAGGAACCCCCCCAGGAGCGGCUACAUGGAGCACUGCUACCUGCGCCCCCGGCAUGUGCCCGGCCCCGGCCUGGCAGACGGGCUGAACGACUUCCCCAUGUGCCACCAGGCCAACCUGAUGGGCAGUCACCAUGGGUAUGGGCUGGCGCCGGGCAACGAGCAUGCUGGCAAUGCCACCGGGUCCCGGUUCUCCACGCCCCGGAGUGCGGCCAAGCUGACCAAGAAGCGGGCGCUGUCCAUCUCGCCGCUGUCUGACGCCAGCAUCGACCUGCAGACCGUCAUCCGCACCUCGCCCAACUCCUUGGUGGCCUUCAUCAACUCACGCUGCGCCUCGGCCAGCGGCUCCUACGGGCACCUCUCCGUUGGCACCAUCAGCCCGUCCCUGGGCUUCCAAAGCCCCAUGGCUCACCCGAAGGGGCAAGGGGCAGCGUUCGGCCCCCCCAUGCCCCACUGUGGCUCCCAUGAACACCUCCCCGGCCGGCCGGGGUUCCUGCACCAUCCCCCGCCCCGCGGGACACCGAAGCAUUGCCAGAUGAAAUCAGAGCCAAGCCUGGGCGACGCCCUGGGCACCAAGGGCCUGGAGGAGAGAUCGGAGGGCGGUGUCUCCAGCCCAGCCUCCACGGGGACGCAGGACCCCCUGCUGGGGAUGCUGGAGCCCCGGGAGGAGCUGGAGAAGGAGGACGGGAAGCAGGAGGCAGAGGCCGUGUAUGAGACCAACUGCCACUGGGAGGGGUGCAGCAAAGAGUUCGACACCCAGGAGCAGCUGGUGCAUCACAUUAACAAUGAGCACAUCCACGGGGAGAAGAAGGAGUUUGUGUGCCACUGGCUGGAGUGCUCACGGGAGCAGCGGCCCUUCAAGGCGCAGUACAUGCUGGUGGUGCACAUGCGGCGGCACACGGGUGAGAAGCCUCACAAGUGCACGUUCGAGGGCUGUCACAAGGCCUACUCACGCCUGGAGAACCUCAAGACCCACCUGCGGUCGCACACGGGCGAGAAGCCGUAUGUCUGCGAGCACGAGGGCUGCAACAAGGCCUUCUCCAACGCCUCGGACCGCGCCAAGCACCAGAACCGCACCCACUCCAACGAGAAGCCGUACAUCUGCAAGAUCCCCGGCUGCACCAAACGCUACACGGACCCCAGCUCCCUGCGCAAGCACGUCAAGACGGUGCACGGCCCCGACGCCCACGUCACCAAAAAGCAUCGGGGCGACAUGGUGCUGAGCCGGGCGCUGGCUGCCCUGGGGGGUCCUGCAGACAUGAAGCAGGAGAAGGAGGGAGGCUGCCCCGGCGAGGGCAGGAAGGACGAGGGGAAGCUGAUGGUGCCUGAGGCCACCUUGAAGCCCCAGCCCAGUCCCGGCGAGCAGUCGUCCUGCAGCAGCGAGCGCUCACCCCUCAGCAGCGCCAACAACAACGACAGCGGGGUGGAGAUGAACGCCAACCCGGGCGGCAGCUUCGAGGACCUGUCCACACUGGAGGACCCCCCACCGGGGGAGCCCAUGGGUGCCUCGGGGCUCUCGGCCCUGCGCCGCCUGGAGAACCUCCGCAUCGACAAGUUCAAGCAGCUGCGGAAGCCCCCGCCCAGCAAGGGCCUGCAGCUGCCGGCCAUCCCUGGCACCGGCCCCCCCAGGGAGAUGCCCAGCCUGUGCGGCCCACCCCCCGCGGCCUCCCACCGCCGCAUCCUGGAGCUCUCCGCCAGCGACCUGGCCUCCGCACCCCCGGCGAGCGAACGCCGGGCCAGCACCACCAGCACCGUCAGCUCAGCCUACACCGUCAGCCGCCGCUCCUCGCUGGCCUCGCCCUACCCGCGGGCUGCCGAGGGGCCGGGGGGGCUCCCCAACAGCCUGGGCCUGGCCGACACCUACGACCCCAUCUCCCCCGACGCCUCCCGGCGCUCCAGCGAGGCCAGCCACUGCGGGGAGCUACCGGGCCUGACGCCAGCCCAGCAGUACCACCUCAAAGCCAAGUACGCCGCGGCCACGGGCGGCCCCCCGCCCACCCCGUUGCCCAGCAUGGAGCGGGCGACCCUGGGUGGCAGGACGGGGUUCCCUGGGGACUACCCAGGCCCAGCCGGGCCAUCCUUCCUGGCCAAUGGCUUGCUGCGGCGGCACGGCACCGCCGAGUACCCCAGCUACAGCCUCCCCCCGCACCUGGCACCCGGGCAUGGUACCCGGCGGGCCAGUGACCCCGCCCGGACGGCGGCCGAGCCGCACGCCGCGCCCAACAUGCAGCGCUUCAAGAGCAUGGGUAACAUGAGCGCGUCGGCCCUGGGCCGGGCCGGCCUGCAGCCCCUCGGGGGCACCGAUGCCAGCCUGCAGCGCCACCUCUUCUCCCCUCGCCCGCCCAGCAUCAGCGAGAACAUCUUCCUGGAGAGCGUGGCCAUGGAGGGGCCCGGGGAGAUGGAGCAGUAUCUGGGCUACCCGGAGCAGGGCUUCCAGUGCCAGGGGCCAGGCAUGGAGCUGCAGGGGGAGGGUGCCUAUAUCGGUGGCCACAGGACCAUGGGAGGCAUGCAGCUGAGCCCAGGUGCCCAUGAGGAGCUGGAGGGGAAUUACUGCCUCCCCCAGUGCCAGGUGAACCAGCACUUCCAGGGCAUGCGCCCACCCGAUGCCAGCAUCCUAGCGCCCUGGGACGAGGCCGCCCCGGGGAGCCUGGAGAUGAACCCCAUGGUGCCCAGCCCGCUGGGCAGCCGACACUGCCACCACCAGUACCAGACUCCUGGUGCCUGCGAGCCGCAGCCCAAGCACAUGGACAUGUGCCACCCGGGCGGGUUUGCCGGCGGGCAGCAGUUUGGCGAGCUCAGCCAGCUGCAGAUCAAAGCCGAGCAGCAGCUCACGGCGCCAGCGCUGACCCGCUGCCAGAACGUGCAGCAGCCGCCAGCAGCUCCGUUCAGCCAGCCCAGGGCCAUGGCGGCCGCCCCUGGCAGUGGGUACCAGGCUGAGCCCCAGCAGGGCUCCUGCUUUGCCAUGCCCCCCCCGGGCAGGCGGCCCCAGACCCCCAUGCUGCAGGUCAAGGAGCUGAUGGUGCGGAAUUACGUGCAGUCCCAGCAGGCGCUGAUGUGGGGGGAGCAGCCACAGCCCCCCCCGAAGGCCGGGGACCCCAUGAUGGGGCUGGGCGGGAUGCCUGGGCACAGCCAGCCCCUGCGGCACCCCCCGACACCGCAGCCGUACCUCAGCCCCAAGUAUGCCGGCUACCCAGUCAAGCCAGGCCACCCCCUGGGCCCGCCCGAGAACCAGCCCCCGGCCAGCCAGUGCUUCAACCCCGAGCUGGUGCCCCACCCGCCUGGCGGGCCCAAGCCCCCGACCAGGCAGAACAGCCUGGGCUACGUGGGCAGCCCAGGCCAGCCCAGCCCUUCCUGCGAGCCCCCCGAUGCCAGUCCCCGCAGGCUGCUGCGGCUCCCCCCCCUCCAUGCCCCACCCGAGGGCCCCGCUGAGGCAGCCAUGCUGUUCUACCCGGGGCAGGGCCCCAUGCAGCCGGGGAAGGGCACCCAGGGGCACCAGCCGGCCAGCUGCGGGGGCCAGGAUCCUGGCAGGCCGUUCGCCCCCAGCCUGGAGAGCCUCAAGCCCGACUCCUUCCCCUACCUGGCGCCGGAGGGGCAGGUCUCCAACACCCUGGACUCGCUGGACCUGGAGAACACACACCUGGACUUCACAGCCAUCCUGGACGACCCGGAGCCCCCGGCCCUGAGCCCCGCCCGGCUGCCCCUGCCCGGGCCCUGCAACAUGGCCGUCGGAGACAUGAGCUCCAUGCUGAGCUCGCUGGCUGGGGAGAACCAUUUCCUCAACACCCUGUCCUAA
Chelonoidis abingdonii (Abingdon island giant tortoise) is the source of this 3878-nucleotide messenger RNA. RefSeq names its product GLI family zinc finger 1 (gene GLI1). The record is from RefSeq and is a predicted model, not a curated record. Gene Ontology annotation, biological process: regulation of transcription by RNA polymerase II; smoothened signaling pathway. Gene Ontology annotation, cellular component: nucleus. Lineage: Eukaryota; Metazoa; Chordata; Testudines; Testudinidae. Gene Ontology annotation, molecular function: DNA-binding transcription factor activity, RNA polymerase II-specific; RNA polymerase II cis-regulatory region sequence-specific DNA binding.